AUGUUGACUACAGAAGCGCGAGAACUGCAUCUCGAGCGGACCAGCCAUCUGCGCGGGAUUAUAACUCUCUUCCCAGAUCCACUUCAACUGGUAACAUACCAGUAUCAAAGAGAGAUAACUCCUUGUCCAGUGUUCGCUCAAAGGCGAGCUCGCCAGCUCGCUCCUACUAUGAAAGCUCAACUCUUCGCUCAGAAUACAGAACUCAAGCUAACGGUGGAACCCCUGACUACAGGUAUUAUACUCGAGAAAAUUUUCGGAGUAACAUCAAUGCACGAGAAAACUGGACCCGGAAAGUUGACUGAUUUUGUACCAGAAGUGGAACGGAAUGCGAAGAGAGAAGAUGAGAAGAGAGAUUUUUCCUAUCGUCGUGCAUCAGACGAAGAACCGCGUUUGAUCCGUAAUUACGACUUGCCACCAGCC
Molecule: messenger RNA, 420 nt
Organism: Strongylus vulgaris
Lineage: Eukaryota; Metazoa; Nematoda; Chromadorea; Rhabditida; Strongylidae
Source: the annotation of a GenBank genome assembly